CUUAACUUCCCUUCAACUCUAUUCUAACUCGUUAACCACAUAUAAGACGGUACGACAUUGCUAAUAUACACCAGAAUCUUUAGUGCAACCGUUACUUUUCUUUAAAAAAAAAAAAAAAAGUGCCAUGUAUCAGAAACCACAUUUGUGUUUAGCUCUGUUUCAUGCUUUGAUUGCACCAGCUGUUGUGGUAGUGACAUAACCUAAAUAAAGAAUUAUAAAAAAAAAAAAAAAAAAAGCAGCAACUUCCUGCUUGCCAGGUUCCUGCAGUGUCACUUGCCCUCCAGCACACUAAGGGGCCUUUAAGGUAAGACUUUUUAGUUUAUCCCUUAAUGUUCUCUUCUCUUUCUUGAUUCAAAUUUUUACUUCUCCAGCAAGGAUUUUUUUUUUUUUCGCUCUAUCCUUGCACAGGAACAUGCAUGGCUAAAACAAGGCAUUUGAUGUGUUCCUUCUGUUCCCAACUUUUACCAGUUACCUGUGGUAUUUGUACUAAAGAAGCUUCAGACGAAGCCAAAAAAGUUUAUGAAAAAAUCAUUUAUGAUUUGGUUCCAGAGCAGCUUACAUUAGACCUUUGUUGACUUAAGAUAGGCCGCUCUAUCAGUGCAGUCUUCAGUUCAACCUAGUUCUCCCUCUAAAAAGGACACGUGUUAAGGUUCCAGAUAAGCUCUGAGGGUUUUCAGGAGCAGUAUCUGCCUUAACUCCUUAAAGAAGUUUACAGGAGUGGGCGCAGCUUAGCCACGGACCUGAGCGGACUCAAAUCGUGUGAGCUCCGGCCAAACCGGAGAAUAUCAACGGCAAACCGCGCCGGACAGGCUGAACCAGCCCGAGGAACUUUAGAGCAGAGCAAAGGGGGCACAGCACUGACCGACUAAUGCCAUUCCGAUUACCACAGACGGGCAGGAAAAUACGCCGCAAAAUCAAGGCCUACCCUGCACACAAGGCCCUCGUAGCAGCGUUACACAACGCGUUGUUCCCGGUCACCACACUACCCACGGAGCCCAGUCCAACCGACCCGGCAAACACGGGACUGAAAUCCCAGCGAGCAGCCACAGGUGGAGGUACAAACACCCAGGACAUAAGCACAAGGAUUCAGCGCCCUGCGGCCUCAAAGAUGGCCGCAAUACCUGAGCGGGACACCAGCUCUGCAGGCUCGGAACAACCACUGGGGGAAAUCACUGACCCACAGUCACCCAUGGACGUGCAGUCGGAUCCUGAUGCACUGACCCCAGCCACCAAACUAGACAUUAGGAACCUCCUGGCAGAGCUGAAACAGAUGUCCAUGAUGUGUGGCAAUGAUGUAUACGGAGGUCCAGGCAGUAACAGACUGCGUGAAAACCUCGGAGGAAGACAUUUUAGAUGUGCAACAAGAGGUGAGGCCUUAAAGAAACAUUACAGCAACUUUCAAGCUUACAAAAGAAAGACGUUUGCACCAUCAGACAGGCCAUGAGUGUCCUGUGCCUUCUCACCUCUGCUAUCCCAGCGGUUGAAUGGGCGAAAGCAGAAAUCAGACCAUUACAAUGGAACAUACUAACAGAAUGAUCAAGAAAAAGGGAAGACUUGGAUUCGGUAAUCUGCCUAUCAAAAGCAGUAAGAAAACCACUAAAUUGGUGAAGUGGAAAAGUGCAAACAACAUUUCCAGAGGCCUUACAUUACAACUGAAAACUUGGAUUAACAUUAUAAC
Pelobates cultripes (western spadefoot toad) is the source of this 1678-nucleotide messenger RNA. The record is from the annotation of a GenBank genome assembly. Lineage: Eukaryota; Metazoa; Chordata; Amphibia; Anura; Pelobatidae.